ACGCCUCUCACACACAUAACAUGUAUAUUACCGAACUUCAACGCACAUUAGGCCACUUCACGGUCAAAUCGCAUUCUGCAGUGCUAUUGAGCGCUUGUAACCUAACUAGGCACUGCGGAAUAUUGGAUGGUUUUGGGUUACUUCAUGGGCGGCACAGAUACAUAUCGUCGGGGUCUAGCACUUUGAAUCCAGGAUCAUUCUGGACUAGCAAUAGGAGCAAGCAAUCUUCUUUGGAUGCCCAGAGUAGUACCACUGUAGAUACAUCCCAACGCAAUGGAGCCUCGAGUGAUAACGAGAGUGCUCCAUUGCCUUGUUCCACGGCAAGUACCGUGGAAUUAACUCCAUUGGGUGAAUCAGAUGGACACAUAAGUGACCCGGUACAAGAAGCUUUAUUCGAGCUUGUGGAAUCCCAUAAUGGCAACCGAAAGGGUAUUAUACAGCGGAUGCUGCCAGUGGAGUUUAUGCGGGAUGUACUUACAAACAUUCACGAGUCCACUGGGUUAUCGUGGGCGACAACAAUCACGCUAUUGACGUUGACCAUGAAGGUUGCAUUCAUACCACUAUGGGCAAUGGGUGAGCGUGCAAGGCGCAAUAACGCCCACCUGGUACCUAUCGCAACGGAGUUACAGGAACGACUAGCUGAGGCUAGGAAGGAAGGUAACGUGAAGAAAUCGAUGGAAAUACAGCGAAUCAUGUACAAGCAGAUGCUUAGAAAGAGUUUUUUGAAAAGUGCGGGUUUGCAGAUCCUAGCUGCUGGAACCCAGGGGCUUACUUUUGCCUGGGUAUACGGUGGCCUUAAAAUGUUUGCCAUCGAGCCUCGGAUAUGCCCUGAUUUUGUAAUGGAGAGCCCGCUAUGGCUCAAGAGUCUGGCUCUACCAGACCCGUAUUACAUAUUCCCCGCUACGCUGUAUGCACUCAUGAUGUCGAUAUACGAAAUGAACCGUGUUACCGCGGAGCGAAUGCGCAAAUCAUCGGGUAAGGAGAGCAAUGCCAUGCGGGAGCAGGAGGAGCGCCAGGUGAAGAUGAAGUACUUCACCCGUGCGGCUCUGGGCAUGUUUGCAUUAUUUAGCUGCAGCAUGACCUCCAGUACAUUCUUCUACUUGAUCCCAUCGUUUAUGUUUCAGACCAUACUGCGGUACCUAACUCAGGGCGGUCCUGCAGCCAAAGCGCUGCGGUUACCCAUUCCCGUCAUACCGCCGAGUACCAAGUCAGAUACCAAACGUAUGCAAAAGGUGAAGGGAUUUUAGUAGUACACUCCAGGGUGAAGUGACCCUAGCAUAGACAAUAGUAACAUUUG
Babesia bovis T2Bo is the source of this 1297-nucleotide messenger RNA. RefSeq names its product putative cytochrome oxidase biogenesis protein 1-1 (OXA1). Gene Ontology annotation, molecular function: membrane insertase activity. Gene Ontology annotation, cellular component: membrane. The record is from RefSeq and is a predicted model, not a curated record. NCBI's taxonomy places the organism in Eukaryota, Apicomplexa, Aconoidasida, Piroplasmida, Babesiidae. Bases 21 to 1247 code for a protein of 408 amino acids. The transcript has a single exon. Gene Ontology annotation, biological process: protein insertion into membrane.